Phytophthora sojae is the source of this 731-nucleotide messenger RNA. RefSeq lists its product as hypothetical. The record is from RefSeq and is a predicted model, not a curated record. The transcript has 3 exons. NCBI's taxonomy places the organism in Eukaryota, Oomycota, Peronosporomycetes, Peronosporales, Peronosporaceae. Bases 18 to 731 code for a protein of 237 amino acids.
GCGCCUAACCAGACGCCAUGGACCUCCCGGACGAAGAGCUGAAGCAGCCGCUCGUGGACCCGCAGGAGGACGUCGCGCCUCCGCGGCCAGGAAGUGCCGGCGCCAACCGCAUGAUGCGCAAUCCGCCGAUGGACGCCGGCGCCGAAGAGGAGAAGGAGGAGGCACCGAGAGGCCAGGGGAUCCGUCCGCAGCAACAGCAGCAGAAGCUGCCGUAUGCAGCGCCGAACGUGCAUCCGUACGCAGUGCCCCAGUACCAGCCUCAGGGCUACGGCGGCGGCGCUGGCGCCGGAUGGGGCGGAGGCCAGGGCGAAGAGAAUGAUGGCGACCAGGGCAUCACGGUGGACAUUGUCUUCAGCGGCAUGUACACGCUCGCCGCCGCCUUCACCAUCAUCCAGGGCUUCGGCAUGCUCAUCCACUUCACAUAUGCAGCCGUCUCACUGGGCUUGUACACCAUGGCAUUCGGUGCAGCGAUCAUUCUGUACGACCUCAAGUCCGUGGUGAACGGCGUGAGCGUGGAGAUGUACCUGCCCUUCCUGGGCAACUACAUUGGCCGCGCAGCAACAAUUCUGUUCUUUGCUGUAUUGUGCGCGCAGACGUACGAGUACGCCGGCUGGACCAAGUUUAUCGUGCUAUACAACCUGCUGGUCGCCACGCUGCAAGGAUUCGUGUACUUCACCACCAAGACCGUGACGCCCAGCCAGCCUCAGAUGGACGACCUGCCCGACCUGUAA